UAUAGCAGACAGCGGCGGCAGUUGUGUUGUAGUAGCCCUGACAUUGCGCCUGCGUUGGAGCACGCGUUGGAUACUAUCGCACACAUACACGUUAACGCACGCAUAGCAGAGCGACGACGACGAAGCGUCUCUCGUAUCGACUAUCUUUGGGCAGUCGCACCGGUGCUGCUACGAUCGAGCCGCAGAGAAAACAACUGUUCCCAGAGCCGGUGCUGCACUAGCUCCAAAAACUCCGGAGAUUCGAGCGAGAGAGAGAGAGAGAGAGAGCUGCACUGCACAUGAUUUCAAGCUGACUCCGGACUUGAACUCCAUAGAGACACGACACACACGCACAGACUGCCUGCAAACAUGGUCGAGCUAACGUGCUGGGAAAAGAUCGCGAUCGUCGUGGUGGCGGCCGUGGGCCUGCGGCUCUUCGUCAAGCUCAGCGUCGUCGCCUGGAAGAAGCUCAUCGCGCCCAAUCUGCCGGGCCUGGCGAUCGACCUGCCGAGCCAGGGCAAGUGGGCCGUGGUCACCGGGGCCACGGACGGCCUCGGCAAGGCCUUCGCCCAGGCGCUGGCCAACAAGGGCAUGAACAUCGUGCUGGUGUCGCGCUCGCUCGCCAAGCUCCAGGAGACCGCCGCCGAGAUCAAGCAGGCCUACGGUGUCGAGGUGCAGUACGUCGAGGCCGAUCUCACCGGUGGACUGCCCGUUUACCGGAAAAUCGGCGAGGCUAUCAAGGAUCUCGAGAUCGGUGUGCUGGUGAAUAACGCCGGCAGGAGCUACGACCAUCCCGAGCUGUUCACCCACGUGGACGAGGAGACGAUCUACAAGAUCAUCCAGCUCAACGUGGCCGGACUCACCGGGGUGGCGCGUCAGGUUCUGCCCGGCAUGAUGGAGCGUCGCCGAGGCGUCGUGAUCAACAUCGGCUCGGCCGCGGGUGCCAUGCCCAGCCCCUACCUGGCCGUCUACGCGGCCAGCAAGAUGUUCGUCGACAAGCUCUCGGCCGAUCUCGCGGCGGAGGCCGCCUCCCGAGGCGUCACCGUGCAGUGUAUCCUGCCCGGCCCGGUGGCCACCAAGAUGUCCAAGAUCAGACGAGCCACGUGGAUGGCACCGACGCCCGAGCGCUUCGUCGAGGCCACGCUGAAGACCUGCGGCAUCGAGCAGCGCACCAGCGGCUAUCCACCGCACAGCAUCAUCCUCGGCACCGUCAACGGACUGCAGUCGAUCUGCGAGCGCUGGGCCGUCUGGCUCGUGUCGCGCACCAUGCUCAACAUUCGCGGCCGGGCGCUGCGCAAGAAGAUGAAGGAGGCCGAGGGGGCCAACGGCAGGGACGAGGCCGAGCAGCCGCUCGAGCAAUGAUAAGAGAGAAAGAGGACAGCUGUGAAGACCUAGACUGCAGUGUGUAUGUGCGCGUGAAGUGUGUGUGUGUGUGUGUCGCGAUUGUUGUCUUCGCCUGUGAUUUUCUGCUGAAAUUUCUACUCGCAAGUGUGUGUGUAAUGUAACGAUGAAUAUUAAUGUAAGAUUCUGCCGCUAGAAUUAUACAGUUGGAACCCCGCACACUCCGAGGUUUCAACUUUCAUUUUACAAUUUUUUUUUUCAUCACUUUUCUCCAGCUAUAAGUACAACAAUGGAGCAGCGCAUUGCUAUAUACCUAUACCUCGGCAGGCAAAUCGAGGAUAAGGUUUCUUUUUCUCAUUUCAUCGCGUAAGCGUAGUAACGUGGAAAAAAACUCCUUAUCCCGUAUUGAAAAGUAAUAUUUUCCUCUUUUUUUCUUUUUGCUCGAGGUCGAUUCGUCGAAAUUCGCCGUCGAAUUCGUCGAUGCGAUUGCACUUGUGCGGUGCGCGGUGGCACACGCAUUUUCCUCAGAAAUGUCUAUGUGAAAUCGAUUUCCUCCUUAUUCCUACGUAACUUUGGUCUUACACGAUUCGCAUAAAUACACGCAUAUUAUAUAGAAUACGUAUAUAAGAGAGCGCAUGACGACGAGAAACGCACCCGCAGGUAGAAUUUAAUGUUGCCAAAAGAACGACGUCGAUACUCGCGCGUCGUUCGCGUAUAUAAUUGUUUGUUUGUUACUACAUGAUGAUAAUUAAAAUCGACGCCCUUACGACGUCAAAGAGCACCGCACGGGUUUACGCGUUACGCAAGAGAGAAACGUGCGGUGCUCUUUGUAAAGGGAACACCCGUCGAAAUAUAUAUAUAUUACGCAGAUGUUACAUUUGUAUAUUGAUAAUUGUUAAAUAUUGCUAUGUAUAUCUUUGUAAGAGAAGAGCUCGUCGUUCUUUUUUUCUUUCACAAAAGCGACGAAGAGUCAUUGUAAAAGAAAAAUCCAAAAAAAUAAAUAAAUAAAAAGUUGCUGCGGAAAUUGUAAAACGAUACACUUUAUCGAGCGAA
Trichogramma pretiosum is the source of this 2373-nucleotide messenger RNA. RefSeq names its product very-long-chain 3-oxoacyl-CoA reductase-like. Gene Ontology annotation, molecular function: oxidoreductase activity. The transcript has 4 exons. The record is from RefSeq and is a predicted model, not a curated record. NCBI's taxonomy places the organism in Eukaryota, Metazoa, Arthropoda, Insecta, Hymenoptera, Trichogrammatidae. Gene Ontology annotation, cellular component: endoplasmic reticulum. Bases 349 to 1341 code for a protein of 330 amino acids.